Anoplopoma fimbria (sablefish) is the source of this 3713-nucleotide messenger RNA. RefSeq names its product sorting nexin-4-like. The transcript is spliced from 14 exons. Gene Ontology annotation, molecular function: phosphatidylinositol binding. Bases 18 to 1325 code for a protein of 435 amino acids. The record is from RefSeq and is a predicted model, not a curated record. Gene Ontology annotation, biological process: protein transport. Lineage: Eukaryota; Metazoa; Chordata; Actinopteri; Perciformes; Anoplopomatidae.
CAGCCGAGAAGAAGAGGAUGGCGGAGGAUGGGAGGGAUGAGUCGCUGGCCACUGACGACGAGUCAGACAACACAGCUGUAGACGGGAUCCAGAGCCUGAACGACACGAUGGUGGGAGAGGGCUCCACUCUCCUGCGCAGGAUGGAGAUCUGCGUUGCUGAGGCUGAGAAAAGGAACGGCAAAAACACGGUGAACAUGCAGGAGACGUUCACUGUGUACCUGGUCGAAACACGGCCAAUGGACGCGGUUGCCGAAGGUCGUAACCAGGCCCCGGACUCUCUGUGGAGGAGAUACAGUGAAUUUGAACUGCUGCGGAACUACUUGUUAGUUACCUAUCCUUACAUCGUGGUGCCCCCUCUACCAGAGAAGAGGGCUGAGUUUGUGUGGCACAAGCUGUCGGCAGACAACAUGGACCCAGACUUUGUGGAGCGCCGCCGGGUCGGGCUGGAGAACUUCCUGCUUCGCGUGGCAUCACAUCCCCUCCUCUCCAAUGACAAGAUCCUCCACCACUUCCUCACUGAGGAGCACGGCUGGAAGGAAGUGGUGUAUGAGACAGGAUUCCAGGCAAAGGCAGAUUCCCGGCUGCGAGCUCUCAGUGCCACCUUCAGGGUGAGAAAUCCAGAUAAACGCUUCAUGGAGAUGAAACACUACAGCGAUGAGCUGCAGUCUCACACAUCUCAGCUGCUCCGAGCAAGAGCAAGGGUGGCAGAUCGACUCUACGGUGUUUACAAGGUCCACGGGAACUAUGGAAGAGUCUUCAGUGAGUGGAGCGCCAUAGAGAAAGAGAUGGGAGAUGGACUGCAAAGUGCCGGUCAUCACAUGGACGCAUAUGCCGCCUCAAUAGAUGAUAUCUUAGAAGAGGAGGAACAUUAUGCCGACCAACUGAAAGAAUAUCUCUUCUAUGCUGAAGCUCUGAGGGCGGUGUGCAGGAAACACGAGCUGACCCAGUUUGAGCUUGAGAUGGCCUCCCAAGACCUCAUCUCCAAGAAGCAGCAGCACGAGGAGCUAGCUACCGGGAUUGUGCGGACGUUCUCUUUCAAAGGCAUGACCAACAAGCUUUUUGGCCAAGAGGCCCCCGAGCAGAGGGAGGCCAGGCUGAAGCUGCUGGAGGAGCUGAUCACAGAGGGGGAAGAAACCGUCAAGGAGAAGACGGUUGAGUGCCAAGAGCACGUUGAAAGGGCGUGGGUGGAUAUGCGGCGCUUCAAGGAGCAGAAAGACAAAGAUCUGCGAGAAGCUCUCAUCAACUAUGCCGUCAUGCAAAUCAGCAUGUGCAAAAAGGGAAUACAAAUGUGGAGCAAUGCCAAAGAAUGUUUCCUCAAGAUGUAAAGUUGAAGCCAUAUUCAAAGGAUCUCCACCCUCAGUGCACAGUUGUGGAUGCUGGGAAAUGAUGCUAAUGUCUGCUGGUUGGGAAAACAACCACAGUAACAACAUUGCGUAUAAAGAUAAUGCAGUUUCAAGUACCCCGAAAAGUAGGGAUUUACAUUCAAUGUUAAAGGGACAGUUCGCCCGGAAAUUUAAAAGACAUAUUUAUGUUCCUCUUACCUGUAGUGCUAUUUAUCAAUCAAGAUAGUUUCGGGGUGAGUUGCCAAGAGAAGGCAGAGAUGUCUGUGGAUUAUCUUGAGUAACCGAGGUGGUGGGUUUCUGGGAAGAGACGUUGCCGUUGAGGUUUUCAGAUGUAUUCAGUGCCAUCUAGUCCCGUUAUACCAGAGAGAAGGCAGACCAAUGUCUUCUAUAUCGGUCUACCUGGGGUUCUAUUUAUCAGUUCUAUUGAUAAAUAGAACUACAAGUUUGGAUUUUGGAGCGAACUGUUCCUUUCAUCUUUUGUGGAGCGGAAUGGCUCAGGGAGAUGGUGGAUCACACAACGCACAUGACUGGACCAGGUUUGCAUUUCUCAAUUAGGCCAAGACCAUUUUCUCUCACCUUUUUAAAAGAGGCACUUUUAAAUUCUAUAUGAUAAAGUCAAGUAGCUAGUCGUGGGAUUAGUAAAUGAACUUUGACAGACGUGGGCAUUUUGUCAGAUUCUUGGGAGCUUGACACAUACAAGGAACUAAAAGUCUGCUUAUUUCAGACUCUGCUGCAUUGAUUUUGACCAGUCUUUUUGUAUAUUUAUUCUGUAUCCCUCAGUCUCCCAACUUUAUGGAUAUGCAAAGUAGCUGGAGUGCCCAAAGUUUACUGUUAGGUUUGGUUCAAAUUAAUUUGCAGUUAAAGCUAUUUCUGGUUUCACAAAGAUACAUUCUGACGACAUGAACCUAAUAGUCAGGGAUACAUCCGUUGCACAAAGUUGUUCAGUUCUUACUUAUCUUAAGUAGGACUCAUUUGCCAUGAGUUCUGGGAAGUUAAAUCUUUGAAGUACAAACAUUCCAGGAUGGUUACCACUGCUGUAUAUUUCCAACAGGUCAAUGUCAUCUCUCAGAACUCUCCCUUUUCUCUUUUCUUGAUCCAAAACAUUGUUAACAAUCUACAAAUCCAGAGGCAUGUUUUUAUCUUUUCUGUUAUUCUGUGCAAACGGUCAGAGGGCGUCACUGAUUGUUAAAAGAAUGUUAUUGAUUCGUAUCCAGUUAGUGAGUGGAUAUCCAAACAAUGACCUAUGUUUAGGGUGAUGUUCCCAAUUAUUGCGAAAUGAUGACGUCACAGACAGAAAUAGAUCGACGCUGAAGUGACGAGAUGAACAUGACCAUGAAUGCAUCCGGAUUAUUUGCUGGUAAAAAGAUUGACUAUUCCAUUGUCUGCGCCUACGCUCACAAAUCUUACUGUUCCUUUUAAAACACCUGACCAGUGUCCCGUCAUAGAGUAGUAUAUGUAACCCAGAACUCCUGGAGUCUGAGCCCAGCUUGAGCUAACUUUUAAUACUUUAAAUCAGUCUCUCUCUUAUUUUGAAACGGGCUUUUGCGUAUCAAGAGCAAAACUGGCCUAACAAUACAGACCAGUCUGAAAUAUCUUUGUGAAACUGGACCCAGAGGUGUGUUGCACAUUUGAUCAGCUCUUUAUUAGAAUAAUGAUUGAAAUGUCGCAAACACGCAGUGCUAUCUCCCCCAUAAUAUCAAGGUGCAAGAUGCCUCCUUUUGUGUCCUUUUUCCACCAAUUUGUCAAUGCUCAUGACAUAUGAGGUCACGUUGCAGUCUGAAUUAAUUAUGCUUAAUAAUCCAUUAUUUCUUGGUGAGCUCUAAGUGCAGCAGGGCCUGGACCAGAACUAAAAGGCAGCAAUGACUUGAAUGACUGAGCUGAGCUGCGGGUGUGAAAGUGACUUGAGCUGCCUAAACAUUAAUAUAAAAGGGACUCAGGAGUGGAUAUUGUGGUGAAAGCAAAUUAACAUCUAAGUUACAUUUCCUCCACUUUCUCUCUGCCAUGAGCUACUUGCAAACUAACAUGAAGGCAUCCAUCAAAGUGAGGAGGCCACAAGAUGUUGGUUCCAUGUGGGGAUGUCCAGGGCUGUACAGUAAGCUGCACAUAAGAGUCACGAUAAUCAGUCCCAAGAUUUCAUUUAGUUCACUUUCAUUGAAUUGAACCUUAAUUUAUUGACCUGUCUUACAUGUUCCACGUGAUUAAAAUAACUUUAAUUUCCUGUUUUGGAGGCUUGCCAGCAAUAAGCUUUGUGUGCGCAUUAAUUCAGUUUCCAUCACUCCAUUUGUCAAUACCCUUUUAUACUUCAAAUUUGAAUGCUUGAUUUGGAUUUAUUGCUCAUGUUUGUUCUAUUUAUUUGAAUAAAAAUGUGUC